Molecule: messenger RNA, 768 nt
Organism: Aureobasidium pullulans EXF-150
Lineage: Eukaryota; Fungi; Ascomycota; Dothideomycetes; Dothideales; Saccotheciaceae
Exons: 2
Coding region: 1-768 (255 amino acids)
Biological process (GO): regulation of transcription by RNA polymerase II
Cellular component (GO): nucleus
Source: RefSeq, a predicted model, not a curated record
AUGGACAGCUUCAACUACUCCAAUCGCCUGGUGCAUCAGCCAUACACCGAGUCCUUUGGCUCACCGGUACUACUUUGCUCAAGUCCUGACAAUCAAAUCAUCGACCACUGUUAUCCGGAAGAAUACCAACCUAUGUUCAACACUUGUCAAUCACCUCUGUUCCGUCCUAUGCAACCCAUCCUUCCCACUCAACACGAACAUCUUUCAGGACAAUGCACGCCAACAUGGCCAGAGUCAUAUCCCUAUCAACCGGUCUUCAUGGACUACAAGGACCCCUACAACUUCGGUGUCGUCCGCUCCAGCCCUUCUCUCCUUCCCUCCAUCGAGCAAACAGUCCUGAGCCGACCGGUCUCAAGAGCACCUUCAUUCAGAUCUGACACAAGCUCAUCGUGGAUGAGCUGCCCGAGGAGCAACCCAUCUCGCUCCUCAUCGCCCAACGCAGGAGAGAUGUCCAAGUACGGAGCUCCUAGCGAGGAUGGCACCUGGAGAUGUGCUUUCCCCGGUUGCACAUCAAAGUCAGUCUUCAGAAGAGGAUGCGACCUGCGCAAGCAUUACCGCAGACACACAAAGACACUAUUCUGCCGCCAUAUCGGCUGUCGAUCUGCUAGCGAAGGAGGCUUCUCAAGCGAGAAAGACCGAGCACGCCAUGAGGCUAAGCAUGAUCCUAAGAUCGUUUGCGAGUGGGACGGCUGCAGUAGAGUCUUUAGCAGAGUGGACAAUAUGAGAGAUCAUGUUCGCCGCAUUCACCGCCGCAAGCUCGUCAAAUGA